GGCGAUUUGAAGCACAAUAUUAAGUUAUGGCGGGCAAACGAGAGCUUGUGCUAGGUAUCUGUGCCCCGGGAAUUGUUGAGGUUCCGCCUGAUAAACCUCCAUCUAGACCUGUUGCAUAUGAGAUUGAUACAUCAGAUCAUUUUUACACUGAAAUGGCAACCCCUGACCGAGAUGAGUUGAUUAGAUGGGCUCGGGAGAUUGCCUUAAAGCUAAAGUUUGCAAUUGUAAUUGGCAAAUCCGACAACGGCAGCGAUAAGAGGAAGCAAUAUUUCAGGUUGGAUUGCGAGCGGGGAGGCCGGUACGUGUCAACAAAUAAGAAGCUAAAAUCUGAUCAAACCGGCACGAGGAAAUGCGGCUGUCCAUUUCGACUCCGUGGUUAUUGUCAUGCCGAUAAAACAUGGCAUUUGACCGUUGUAAAUGGCAAACAUAACCACGAGUUGGACAAGGCAGUUGAAGGCCAUCUCAUUGUCGGUCGUCUCAAACCGGAAGAAAGGCAAUGUAUGGAGGAAAUGUCAAGGAAUUUGGUUCCGCCUAAGAAUAUAAUGUCCACAUUGAAAGAUAGGGAUCCAAACAACAAGACAACGGCAAAGCAACUCUACAAUUUAAGUCAUCGAUUAAAACUUAAAAUGAGGGCAUCAAUGACUGAAAUGCAACACCUCUCCAAAAGACUUGUCGAGACCGGGUAUUUUUUCAAACAUAGGACGGUUGUUGCAGACGGAUCCGAACACGUUCAAGACAUUUUCUUUGCACAUCCUAAAUCUAUAAGUUUGUUCAAUUCUUUUCCUACUGUGCUUUUGAUGGAUUCGACAUACAAAACAAACAAAUACAAAAUGCCGUUAUUUGAGAUUGUCGGAUUCACAUCAACUGGGAGAUCUUUCAAUGUUGGAUUUGCUUGGCUUACCAAUGAAAGAGAAGACAACUUCACUUGGGCUCUAGAGCAGUGUAUCAGUCUCUUAAGGAAUGAGGAUGUUAGACCGAAGGUGAUUGUCACCGAUAGGGAUUUGGCUCUGAUGAAUGCAGUUUCCGAGGUAUUUCCAACAUCGGCUGCAAUGGUUUGUCGUUUCCAUGUAAAAAAGAACGUGAGCUCUAAGAUGAAGGAAAUUGUGAAAAUCAAGAAUGGAGAGAAUGAGAAGCAGACUGAUGUGUGGGAUCAAAUCACCGAUGCUUUUAAUGAUGUGUUAGAGUCGCCAACGGAAAAAGAAUAUGCUGACAAUGUUAUGGUGUUUAGGGAGCUCUGUGCGAGAUGGCCAAAGUUUUUGCGUUAUGUUGAAGAGACUGUCCUAGACACUGAUAAAGAAAGGGUUGUCAAUGCUUGGGUAGACCAACAUAUGCACAUGGGGAAUCACACCACGAAUAGAGCUGAAUCAUGUCAUGGUGUGUUGAAAGGUUACUUGAAGGACGGUAACGGUGACUUGGUGAAAGGAUGGGAAGCGAUAAAUAAGAUGUUGAUAUAUCAGUUCACCGAAGCUAUGGAUCACAUUUAUGACGAAGCAAACAGGGUCGAAGAAUGUGGUAUGGAUAGCAAAAAGUGUGCCUGUGUUAUGAGAAGGACAUACGGGUUGCCAUGUGCAUGCUUGAUUGCGAAGAAGAUAAAAAAUAACAAACCUAUCCGACUGGAUGAGAUUCACCCUCAAUGGAAGAAACUGUGUUUCGAAGAUGAGCCGGCACCGGGCGACGUGGCUGACGAUUAUGAUUGCUUGGCUGAGUGGAAAGCAAUUCAGGAACGAUUAAAAACAGCCGAUGUUAGCGUGAAGAAUGAUAUUAGGAAUCAACUUCGUCUCAUUGCAUAUCCAGAAACCACCUCUGUGAAACCUCCGCUUCAAAAGGCCAAAACAAAAGGUGCUAGAAAGAAAAAAUCAGUUCGUGUCACAAGAUCCACGAGCAGGGAUAAGUCUCGGUGGGAGCAUGUUGAUGAUCAUAUUGCAGCUACACAGGCAUCUCAGUCGCAACCAACAAAGUCAAAGCCGUCGACUUCACAAACAGUGCCUGAGGUGCCUAAAGAACUCGUCAUCAGUACUUUGACUCCAGCACCUCCAGCACCUCCUGAAAUUCCUUUUAUCAACCAUAUGCCGAAGUUCAUGCACCCAUUUAUUGAAGAUAUUAUUGACGUUGAAGGUGACGGUUAUUGUGGAUACCGUGUGGUAGCUUUGCACCAAAAAGGAAAUCAACAAGAUUAUGAGUUGAUCAGACUGAACAUGGAGAGGGAGCUGAGAUUGCAUAAGGAAUCAUAUGUGGAGUUGUUCGAUACUGAGCGUUACAAGUAUGUCACGGAUGCACUUUUCCCACCACCGAGAAGGAGUAAACAUGUUAUUGCAACCAAGGACAAAUGGUUUACUUUUCCGGAUAUGGGUUACGUUGUGGCUACUCAUUUUCAGAGGGUUGUUGUUCAACUAUCAAAUAUGGAAAGGUGUGGAGCAUCUAGAACUUGUUUCCCAUUGCGUGGCAAACCUCCAUCAGACACGUCAGACUUGGAUUCCAAGAUUAUUUGCAUCGGCGCGCUCGCUGACCACUUUGUGUUAGUGCGAUUGAAAGUAGGAUGUCUGAUACCUCCAACGGCUCAUCAGUGGAAAAACUCUUGUUCCGAAGAAGCUGCAGAAUGGGAGCCCAUGUUUUUGGAUAGAAUGCAAAAGUUUGGUGAGCUGUUGACCAUUGAAAGAGCAGGCGAUGACUUAGUCACGAUUGGAAAGGGUAGCAAAGACGAUCCGUUGGAAUUGUAG
Messenger RNA from Trifolium pratense (red clover), 2717 nucleotides. Its product is annotated as PKS-NRPS hybrid synthetase cheA-like. Gene Ontology annotation, molecular function: DNA-binding transcription factor activity, RNA polymerase II-specific. NCBI's taxonomy places the organism in Eukaryota, Viridiplantae, Streptophyta, Magnoliopsida, Fabales, Fabaceae. The transcript has 4 exons. The record is from RefSeq and is a predicted model, not a curated record. The coding region runs from base 27 to 2717 and encodes 896 amino acids.